GAGGCGUGAGAGAGGAGCGUCCCCCCCCCCCCCCAAAUCUGCCGGCAGCGAUGUGCACCCUGGAGCAGCGCGGCCGCGUGUUCGUCCUGACCCUCACGGGCGACGGCGAGCACCGCCUGGGCCACGCGCUCAUCUCCUCCCUCCGCUCCGCCGUCGCUGCCGCCGCGGAGGCCGCGGCCCGGGCGGGGCCGGGGGCCGCGCUCGUCACCGUCGGCGAGGGCCGCUUUUUCUCCAACGGGCUCGACAUCGGGUGGGCGGGCGCCUCCCGCGCGCGCCUCGGGGAGCUCGUCGACGCGCUCCGCCCGCUCGCCGCCGACCUCCUCGCGCUCCGCAUGCCCACCGUCGCCGCCGUCACGGGCCACGCCUCCGCUGGCGGCUUCCUCCUCGCGCUCUGCCACGACUACCGCCUCAUGCGCGCCGACCGCGGCGUGCUCUACAUGAGCGAGGUCGACAUCGGCCUGCCCCUCCCGCCCUACUUCGUGGCCGUGCUCCGCGCCAAGAUCACCGCCGCCAACGCGCUCCGCGACGUCGUGCUCCGGGGCAGGAAGCUCAGGGCCGCGGAGGGCAGGGAGAUGGGCGUCGUCGACGCCGUCUACCACUCCGCGGCCGAGACGGCGGCCGAGGCCUUCAAGUUUGCCGAGCAGCUCGCGGCGAGGAAGUGGGACGGGGCCGUGUACGCGUCCAUAAGAAUGUCCAUGUACCCUGAGGCCUGCAGGUCGGUUGGAAUUGUCGAGGAGGGUGACGAGGAGAAGAGGAAGCACUUCGCUUCCAAGCUCUGACGCCGUGUGAUUGUGAUUCGAGUGAGGGGCGGAGCCAGGACCCUUGUUGGGCGUGCUGCAGCACGGGUCCAGCUCGGUUCAUCCCAUGUAAGCCUGUGUAGUAUUUAGACCAAAGCAGUACUAUUUUAGCAUAAUUUUAAUUAACCUGGUAUUGUUCACUGGUUUAGCCCGGGCUGGAGGGGCUUUCUAGCUUCGCCCCUGACUCUAUCUGUACAAUGUUGAUCCAUCGGUCAAUUCAAAUACACAGCUGUGGAAUGAGUUUGAGAGUGACCAUUAGGGCGACCACUUGUACUUGAAGUGGAUCUAGCUACUGGCAAUUGAAAGUUGAAAAAGGAUGGGAGCAUUUUAUCUUUCUUUGUCAUCAUGGUCAUAACUACAAUUCUCAACUUAUUCACUUAAAAUGUUUGUCGGUUGGAUAGUUUAGCAUAUGAAUUACUAUCUUAUGAACCAGAUCCAUAAGCCUGGUACCAAGCCUUUGGUUCUUGCAUUUGUAACCUUACAGAUAUUAUUUAGGAAAAUUUGCAUAUGUACGACCAAUCUAGACCUGGUAUGCAAUAAUACUGUCACAUUUUAGCUCCGUCCAUCCAUACCAUCGUACUUUCAAAAUUUUCCAUUCAGACCACCAAAAUCACCUUCAUGGCUUGACUCCUCACAGACAGUUAGCAUCGUUUAUUUGAUACCAAAAUACCCUCAUAUUCAUCGCCUCCUAUGACUUAUCUGCAGUUUGCAUCACUGUAUAGAUUACCUUGCAUAUCAUCAUUGUACGAUCAAGAAAUCCACUUUCUUGUAUACAUUUAUGAAUUUUGAAUCAUAACUUAUUUACACUCACAAAUCAUGUUGGUGCAAAAGGUGCUGCUAAGACUACAAAUUACCUCCUGGCAUCCUUAUAUAUAUAUACAUUACACUUUCUGAGAUGUUGCAUUGUCCAUGGUCCUACUUUG
Panicum virgatum (switchgrass) is the source of this 1720-nucleotide messenger RNA. Its product is annotated as enoyl-CoA delta isomerase 2, peroxisomal-like. The coding region runs from base 51 to 779 and encodes 242 amino acids. The record is from RefSeq and is a predicted model, not a curated record. Gene Ontology annotation, cellular component: peroxisome. Gene Ontology annotation, biological process: fatty acid beta-oxidation. Gene Ontology annotation, molecular function: enoyl-CoA hydratase activity; delta(3)-delta(2)-enoyl-CoA isomerase activity. The transcript has 2 exons. NCBI's taxonomy places the organism in Eukaryota, Viridiplantae, Streptophyta, Magnoliopsida, Poales, Poaceae.